This is a messenger RNA of Dunckerocampus dactyliophorus (ringed pipefish), 2758 nucleotides long. It is a transcript of the gene tatdn2, whose product is annotated as TatD DNase domain containing 2. The record is from RefSeq and is a predicted model, not a curated record. Bases 208 to 2130 code for a protein of 640 amino acids. The transcript has 7 exons. Lineage: Eukaryota; Metazoa; Chordata; Actinopteri; Syngnathiformes; Syngnathidae. Gene Ontology annotation, molecular function: hydrolase activity, acting on ester bonds.
GCCAUCUGGCGUUAGCGUCUCGCCGCUUAAAAAAAAUGAGCAACCUGCUCCAGACAAUCCACUCAAAAAUGAAACUUUGCUAAAAGUCAGUCGAACAAAAGUUCGUCCAAGCUUUCUGGUAGGGGCAGCCUCAGUUGAAAGGUUGCGAGGGCACACAUCAUUCCAUCAGAAAACCUCUACUCUUCCAUCAAAAGAAGGUUCUCCGACAUGGACAGCAGCAGGAAGAAGGUGACUUUUAAGUGGCUGCGAAGGGCCUCCUCGCCACCCCCGUGUUUCCAGGAGAGAACGCCCUCUUUGGGAACAAUGCUACCGAAAGAAGGUUUGUCCCUCAGUGAGUCACCUGGACCAGGCGACUUUGCUGAGCUCAGUCUGGACACCCCCAAGAGAAAGGCGGAGGUGCUCUGUGAUGUGGCCGCCUCUCAAAGCAAAAUUGAGCUGAGGAAGCGCUCCAGGUUGAAUUUUGACUCAUUCAAGGACUCCAGUCAGCUGGUGUCUACAACAAGCGACGCAUCCGCUCACCCCUCUCACUCCUUCAUCAUGAAAAAGAAGGACAGGACGCCAGAGGAGGGGUUAAAGGCUAUUUACAAGAGGGCUUUAACCGCAGCUGUCGGCAGCAGGGCGGUGACGCGCACCCCAACCAAAAGCGCACUCAUCCCUUCGGCACAGCGGGAAAGUAAAUGUGAGGAUAGAAAAGAUGAGCGGUCCGCCUCUCGGGUUGGUGUUUCAGUUCUGCAAAAAGAUGACGCACAGGUGCAAGCAGGUGGAAAGAGUGCUGUGCUCAAAGAAGAGGCCGACACGACACAGGAAAGCUUUUCUCAGCCCUCCCAACACUUUGUGUCGCCUGAACCUCAAGCCGAGGACGGCGAUUCGUCCCUCCCACUUCUUGAGGUUGUUCCAGAUUCUUUGUCUUGCUGUAUGACCUCUAUGGAUGACCCUUCCGACCGAUGGCGGUACCUCACGCCGUCGUUAAAUGACAGCUUUGGAGCGACAGCUUCCACGGGCGACAUCUGGGACACAAGGAGUAUCUCCAUGUCCCAGAGGACUGUCUUUGUGUCCUGCAAGCAGCAGCAAACUGCUGCAGCCGGAGUGGACGCCAAGACGGCGCGCUCCCUCAGCAUCAUCGAUUCAGCAGACCCCUUUGCACUGCCGCUAAGUUCACCCAUGAGAGCAGGAAACUCUGCAAACACACGCAGGCGAUCGUAUGCCAGCUCUUCCGUCCAUUCCCUGCCUUUCUCAUCUCUCCAUGACAGCAGCCCCAGGAGAAGACUGUCCAUGGGGGACCUUGAACCCACUUGGACACGCUACCCCUCCAGUGCAUCUGGCUUCAUAGACACCCAUUGCCAUCUGGACAUGCUCUACGCAAAGCUACGCUUCCGCGGAUCCUUUGGCCGUUUCCAAAAAGUCUACAGCAGCAGCUUUCCCGACGAGUUUGGCGGCUGCAUCACAGACUUCUGCAACCCCCGCCUCAUGGCGCAGGAGGCCUUGUGGGAAGAUUUACUGGCUGAGGACAUGGUCUGGGGGGCGUUUGGGUGCCACCCUCACUUUGCCAAUGAGUACUCCGACGUCCAUGAACGCAGCAUACUGAAAGCCAUGGGGCACCCGAAAGCGGUGGCGUUUGGCGAGAUGGGGCUGGACUACUCGCACAAGAACUCCACGUGUUCCGAUAAGCAAAAAGAGGUGUUUGAGCGUCAGCUGCAGUGGGCUGUGGCCAUGAAGAAGCCUGUGGUCAUCCACUGCAGGGAUGCAGAUGACGACCUGAUGAGAAUCCUGAAGAAGUGCGUCCCCAAGGAUUACAAAAUUCACAGGCACUGUUUUACAAACAGCUAUCCGGUGAUUGAGCCCUUCCUGGAAGAGUUCCCCAACCUUUACGUGGGCUUCACGGCCUUGAUCACCUACUACAGCGCCUUGGAGGUGCGAGAUGCUGUCCGCAAAGUGCCGCUCAGCCGCAUCGUGUUGGAGACCGAUGCGCCGUAUUUCCUGCCGAGAAUGGUGAGCAAAGACCUCUGCAAAUUUUCCCAUCCGGGAAUGGGCAUUCACACCCUGCAAGAGCUGAGCCGACUGAAGGGGGAGGACAUACCCACGGUCCUGACCACCAUCCGAAACAACACCACUCAGCUUUACGGCAUCUGAACCUGACAGUCGAUGGGCUCUAAUGUUAGUUUGUGGCUUACGUAGCCCUUGUUCUGUAUUUAUGUAUGUUGGAGAGGAGGAAACUUAAGGUUUUACUGUUAUUCUUUAUAAGCCUCUCUUGUUUUUUGGUUUGUUUGAUUCAGGAUCUUUAAUGUGUCCUUUAUGCAGAUACUGUUUAGUUUGACAGUGUGCCAAACAUAUUAAACUGUUUAAAUCCUGCAGUUGUCUUUUUCAGCGAUACACGCAAGAAGCUACAGCACAUAAUAUGUGGAAUGUACACGCUAAAGCACAUUGUUGGUUGAAGGAAGCAGCACUAAGGGACACCACUUAGAUGCAAUGUACCUUUGUAGGGCUUUUUAUUUUGAGAUCCAGCACCCGAAGUCUUAAGUGUCUUACAAGGUGUACAUCAAGUGUAACUAGAAGAAUGGGUGGAAAACACACGUUGCCAGGUGAACACUAUUCAGCCAUGUAGGUCAGAGCACUCUUAUGUUCCUGAUGGUAGAAAUAAGCCUAAUGAAUGCAUUCUCCGCCACUCAGAUGUGACCUUUUUUCUUCAGGUGGACAUGAUUUUUUAAAAUUUAUUUAAAGCACGUUCGUUGUUGUUCAAUGUGUGACUCAGCUGCCCGAG